CAGGCUGCCUCGCUCGGGUGACGUCAGCGCCCCGGUCCCCGCCGCAGCCGCUGCAUCCUCCGUGCCCGGCCUGAGCCGGAGUCCCCCGCGCCCCCCGCGUUCCGCCCGGCCAUGGCUGCGGUGGCGCUGAUGCCACCGCCGCUGCUGCUGCUGCUGCUGUUGGCAUCGCCGCCCGCCGCCUCCGCGCCGUCCGCCCGCGAUCCCUUCGCCCCCCAGCUCGGGGACACGCAGAACUGCCAGCUGCGGUGCCGCGACCGCGACCUCGGCCCGCGGCCCUCGCAGGCGGGGCUGGAGGGCGCCUCCGAGUCUCCCUAUGACAGAGCCGUUCUGAUCAGCGCUUGCGAGCGUGGCUGCCGCCUCUUCUCCAUCUGCCGAUUUGUGGCCAGAAGCUCCAAGCCCAAUGCCACCCAAACUGAGUGUGAAGCAGCCUGCGUGGAAGCCUAUGUGAAGGAGGCAGAGCAGCAGGCCUGUAGCCACGGCUGCUGGAGCCAGCCCGCGGAGCCUGAGCCGGAGCAGAAGAGAAAGGUCCUGGAGGCUCCAAGUGGGGCCCUCUCCCUCUUGGACUUGUUUUCCACCCUCUGCAAUGACCUCGUCAACUCAGCCCAGGGAUUUGUCUCCUCCACCUGGACAUACUACUUGCAGACUGACAAUGGGAAGGUGGUGGUGUUUCAGACUCAGCCCAUAGUGGAGAGCCUCGGCUUCCAGGGGGGCCGUCUGCAGCGCGUGGAGGUGACCUGGCGAGGCUCCCACCCUGAAGCCCUGGAGGUGCACGUGGACCCUGUAGGCCCCCUGGACAAAGUGAGGAAGGCCAAGAUCCGAGUCAAGACCAGCAGCAAGGCCAAGGUGGAGUCUGAAGAGCCACAGGACAAUGACUUCCUCAGUUGCAUGUCCCGGCGCUCGGGUCUGCCUCGCUGGAUCCUGGCCUGCUGCCUCUUCCUCUCCGUGCUGGUGAUGCUGUGGCUGAGCUGCUCCACCCUGGUGACCGCGCCUAGUCAGCACCUCAAGUUCCAGCCUCUGACCCUGGAACAGCACAAGGGCUUCAUGAUCGAGCCCGAUUGGCCCCUGUACCCGCCGCCGUCCCACGCCUGUGAGGACAGCCUACCACCCUACAAGCUGAAGCUGGACCUGACCAAGCUGUAGGCCUCCACUGGCCCCAUCACUGCCAACUGCAGGGGCCCCUCGGGCCUCACUUGCCCUGAGCCCAGGAGUCCAAGGGCAGGGUGGGUCCAGCCUUGAGCCCCUCCACCCCCAAAUCCUUCCUCUCCUCCCUGUCCCACCCCUUGCCCCACGGAGUCCUGGGGACGCAGUGCCCCAGCUGGGAAGAGGGCGGGAUCGGGCACUGGUUCCUCCUUGUCCCCGUUUUCUUGGGGGCUUGCUACUUUUUGUCUUCUAUUGUGUGGCUUUCUGAGUAUUUGAACCCCAGUCCUGUGUCAUCUUCCUUUUUCCUUCUCUGUCCCCUCUCUGCGGGGGGCGGGGGCGCUGAGGCUGAGGGGGAGCUGCGUCUUGCUAGGGCUUCCCCCUUCUCCCCAUCCCGGUCUCCAGAGACCCAGCUUCUGAGAGACGGGGUAUGGGCAUCUCCAUGCCCCUAUAAAGCGUGCCUGGGGCUUGUCUGGGGCUGGGGAGGAAUAAACCAUGUAUAUAAAAGA
Molecule: messenger RNA, 1646 nt
Organism: Gorilla gorilla gorilla (western lowland gorilla)
Lineage: Eukaryota; Metazoa; Chordata; Mammalia; Primates; Hominidae
Gene: TMEM59L
Product: transmembrane protein 59 like
Exons: 8
Coding region: 112-1140 (342 amino acids)
Source: RefSeq, a predicted model, not a curated record